Molecule: messenger RNA, 1695 nt
Organism: Myotis daubentonii (Daubenton's bat)
Lineage: Eukaryota; Metazoa; Chordata; Mammalia; Chiroptera; Vespertilionidae
Gene: SYT2
Product: synaptotagmin 2
Biological process (GO): synaptic vesicle endocytosis; calcium ion-regulated exocytosis of neurotransmitter
Cellular component (GO): synaptic vesicle membrane; exocytic vesicle; axon
Molecular function (GO): calcium ion binding; phosphatidylserine binding; clathrin binding
Source: RefSeq, a predicted model, not a curated record
AUGUGGAACAUCUUCAAGAAGAACCAGCAGCCCGAGGCGGCGCCGGCCACCACCACGGCCACCAUGCCCGCCGGGCCCGUGGGCAACUCCACCGAGAGUGGGGGUGCCGGGGGGAGCAAGGAAGACAUGUUUGCCAAGAUAAAGGAGAAAUUCUUCAAUGAGAUGAACAAGAUCCCCCUGCCGCCCUGGGCGCUGAUAGCCAUCACCGUGGUGGCCGGCCUCCUGCUCCUCACCUGCUGCUUCUGCAUCUGCAAGAAGUGCUGCUGCCGGAAGAAGAAGAACAAGAAGGAGAAGGGCAAGGGCGCCAAGAAUGCCAUGAGCAUGAAGGACAUGAAGGGUGGGCAGGAUGAUGACGAUGCAGAGACCGGCCUCACCGAGGGGGAGGGGGAGGGCGAGGAGGAGAAGGAGCCGGAGAACCUGGGCAAGCUGCAGUUCUCCCUGGACUACGACUUCCAGGCCAACCAGCUCACCGUCGGCGUGCUGCAGGCUGCAGAACUGCCCGCCCUGGACAUGGGAGGCACCUCAGACCCUUACGUCAAAGUCUUCCUCCUCCCAGACAAGAAGAAGAAAUACGAGACCAAAGUGCACCGGAAGACGCUGAACCCCGCCUUCAACGAGACCUUCACCUUCAAGGUGCCGUACCAGGAGCUGGGGGGCAAGACCCUGGUGAUGGCCAUCUACGACUUCGACCGCUUCUCCAAGCACGACAUCAUCGGGGAGGUGAAGGUGCCCAUGAACACGGUGGACCUCGGCCAGCCCAUCGAGGAGUGGAGAGACCUGCAGGGCGGCGAGAAGGAGGAGCCGGAGAAGCUGGGCGACAUCUGCACGUCCCUGCGCUACGUGCCCACGGCCGGGAAGCUCACCGUCUGCAUCCUCGAGGCCAAGAACCUGAAGAAGAUGGACGUGGGCGGCCUCUCAGACCCCUACGUGAAGAUCCACCUGAUGCAGAACGGCAAGAGGCUCAAGAAGAAGAAGACGACGGUGAAGAAGAAGACGCUGAACCCCUACUUCAACGAGUCCUUCAGCUUUGAGAUUCCCUUCGAGCAGAUCCAGAAAGUCCAGGUGGUGGUCACGGUGCUGGACUACGACAAGCUGGGCAAGAACGAGGCCAUCGGCAAGAUCUUCGUGGGCAGCAACGCCACGGGCACGGAGCUGCGGCACUGGUCCGACAUGCUGGCCAACCCGCGCCGGCCCAUCGCCCAGUGGCACUCGCUGAAGCCCGAGGAGGAGGUGGACGCUCUCCUGGGCAAGAACAAGUAGGAGCAGCGGCCGCCGCGACCGCACGGCCGGCUCGGACGACAGACCCAGAGCUCUCGAUACCUCAGUUACGCCCUCGAGGUUCCCCCCCUGUGGUCGCGUCCUCGUUCCCCUUCCUUUCCGUCUGUUUAAAGACCGGCUUCCCGCUGGCGGCUCUGAGGAGCCUCCCCAACCAGCGGACGAGGAGCCCGGCUCUUGUCACCGUCCGGGAGCCGCCCGCUGCAUGCCUGUCACCCGCCAUCGUCAUCGCGGUCCCAUCAGGGUCCCUCGGUCCCAGCCUCGCCUGAGCCUCGCGGGAGUGAGGCCCUCUGGUGGCAGAAAGUCGCGACGUGUCCCGUUUUUUGCGUGUUCUGGGCCCACACAAUGGCACUUCCUGUGUCCUGGGGGGGAAGGCUGCACAGUGGCCAGCGACGGUGUGCACACUUGUCCACAUAUGUG